Molecule: messenger RNA, 2222 nt
Organism: Lates calcarifer (barramundi perch)
Lineage: Eukaryota; Metazoa; Chordata; Actinopteri; Centropomidae
Gene: ccdc69
Product: coiled-coil domain containing 69
Exons: 9
Coding region: 148-1062 (304 amino acids)
Cellular component (GO): nucleus; cytoplasm
Molecular function (GO): microtubule binding
Source: RefSeq, a predicted model, not a curated record
CGGCUGUAGCGGUGCGUUCACAGGACUUUUUUCCGGAGUGUUUGAAAGUUGUCAACAGAGGGAAGACGACGACGGAGUAGAAGAAGUAGAGUCAGAGGAGCGGAGAGUCUGAGCGGCUUCACACCGACAGCAGAGCUCAGAGGAGGGAUGGGCUGCACCCACAGCAAGAAGAAAAGCAAAGGCAAGAAGGGAGAGAAGACACAGAAAGACAAGAGCCGCCAAGAUGAAGGAGAUAAACGUGCGUCGGCUGAGCAGGACGUCUGUCUGGAGAAGCAGCUGGAGCGGUUUGAGUGGCAGCUGAGGAUUUUAAAGGAAGUGCUCUCAGCCAACGGGAACCCGGAGAGGGCGGAGCUCCUGAAAGACCACGCCGACGAAGACGUGUGCGCCCUGGUCCUGAGCAUCCUCGAUAAGGUGAAAACAGAGACGACGGCUGAUUUAAACGUCCUGCAUGAGCAGAGAAGUAAAACGGCUACUGAGGAACAUGAGAGACGCGUGGAAGAGCUGCAGAAAAAACACGAACAGGAGAAAAAUCAACUGACAGAAAAGUUUCACGCUGCUGAGAACAUCCUGAAGGGUAAAGUGGAGGAGCUGACGGCGGAGCUUCAGGUUUACAACGAGCUGAAGAGGAGAGUCGAAGAAUCAACGUUCAAGAAGGACCUGCAGAGAAACAUACAGGCUCACGGCAGCCCAGGGGCAUUCUGGGAGUCGGAGCAGGAGUCUCUGCUGUUUGUCAUUGAGAUGAAGAAUGAGCGAGUGCAGGAGCAGAGCAGGAAGCUGCAGCAGAUGGACGAUCUGGUGGAGAAGAAUUUGUCUUUGGAGGAUCAGAUCAUCCACAUCCUGCAGCAGAACGAGGAUCUCAGAGUCCGGAUCGACAACUGCCAGACUCUGAUUCAGCAAUUAUCGAAGGAGCAGCAGGACAUGAAGGUGGCGCUGGAGAGGCAGGUAGCCAUAAACCAGAAUCUUUCUCAGGAAAAAGAGCAGCUGAUGUUCAAACUGAGACACAGAGACUCGUGUCCGACCAUCCACCUGCCGACCAUGGUGCAGGAGAUCGCACCGAGAUGACUCUGAUUACCUGAGCCUCAACGUGGACCCUGUGUGUCCUUGAUGUAGAUAGAAACCAGACUCUGACUGUGAACCUGCCCAUCAUUAUUCUCAAGGUAACAUGCAGGUGACUGGGUGAGAGCUACCAUCAACAGGUAGCGUCACUCUGCUGCUCUGGGUCCAGGUUUAAAGGCUCUAAAGCUGGCAUCCUGUCAAUGAUCCUGGAUCCACAGACCCAUUACAGUCACUGAGGUGUUCUCGCAGCAGAUACAUGAACUCAGAGCCGGAUCCUUUGUGUACAUAUACUGCACUGAGCCAGACAACAGUUUGGACCUCAGAUCAUCCCAGGUAAAGGUGCAGCUCCACUGAUCUGCGGGCAGUUUACCGACAGAUUAUUGUCGCUACAACGGUUUAAAUGUUUUGAAAAGGCUGGAGCUGAUACAACAGAAUGUGACAGAUCAGUGUGGCAGCACCUUAAAAUGCUUGGUCACUCCAGAAACUUAACACGGUUGAGUCAUUUAACAGCUUGUCGGUAGCAGGCUAGCCAGCUUGGCUGCUAACAGAACAAGAGAUGUAUUUGUACCAUCCACUCCUGUCUGAUGACUGACGUCAAUCAUGCUGCAUCUGUUUUGUGGAGCAGUUUAUACUCUACUAGAGCACGGUUAAUACGAUAACUUCCUCCAUGUUGGACUCUGCAAAGUUCACAAAAAACUCCGUGCAGACUGACCUUGCCUCCACAAACAAGUCCACUGCUCACCGCAUUUUUUUCCUGUAUUAAAAAAGCUGGCUUGACCGGGCCUUAGCACCGUAGCUACCUGUCCGCCAAAGUGCCUGAGACCAUAAUAAAACAUCAUGACAUCAACCUGCAGUCCCUGAAACACACUGACUCCACAGCCCUCACUGAAACCAGACUACUGUAUUUUCCCAGGGAAAUGAGUUGUCGGACACUCUGCAUCUUCUCCUGGGUUCAUAGAAUAAGUUCCUCGCUCAGUGGCUCACGGAUGGUAUUUAAGAGGCUGUUCUUGAUCCAGUUUUCCCAUAACUGAAGUUGUAUAGUGCAGCUUUGAGAAGCACUUCAGCUCAGCCAAGAAUUUGUGUGUCACUUCAGGUUGUUGACAGUCCAAACCAAGCUGGUCCUAAAGCACAGAAAUCUCUAAGGAUUCCUUCAAGAACUACUUGAU